CUUUGUUGUCCACAGAUUUCAUAAUUUAUUGAUUUAUUUGUUGUACAUUGAUGAGGUCUCGUGCGUUUUUCAGAGGCUGAGGUUGGAUUCUUGAGUUCUCCCAAUCCAUGGGGUGGUCCCGAAGAAUCUGAGAUUCAGUUGAAGAAGGGUCAACUGAAGCCAGAAGAACAUGGGUGGUGUGAUUCUAGGUCCUUCAAUUCUUGGGCACAACUCGGUAUUUGCAUCAAAAGUGUUUCCAACCAGAGGCAGAACUGUGCUUGACACCUUAUCAGUUUUUGGUUUCAUGCUCUUUAUCUUCCUGAUUGGAGUGAAGAUGGACCCAACCAUGGUCCUAAAAUCAGGAAGAAAGGCCUUAGCUAUAGGAGUUUUAGGCUUCUUUGUACCUUAUGCAUUGGCAGGAAUAGCCGCCCUCAUCAUCAACCAAUGCUUCUCUUUGGAUCAUGAUGUUACGAGUAUUCUUCCCCUUAUAGUGGCAUUACAGUCCAUGACGUCCUUCCCAGUUAUUGCAUGCUUUCUUACAGAGCUGAAGAUCCUAAAUUCAGAGAUUGGACGGCUUGCCUCAUCUUCUUCAAUAAUAUGUGAUGUGCUCCACUGGUCCAUUUUGUCACUGAGGUUCGUUUCUAAGGUAGCCACAGAAAAAUCGGUAACGUCAUCAAUAGGGUCCUUUUUAUCUAGUGCCCUCCUUAUUACUGUCAUUGUGUUUGGGAUCCGUCCUGCAGCUUUGUGGGCAAUUAGACACACCCCAGAAGGGAAGCCUGUAAAAGAGAUAUAUAUUUUCUUCUUCCUCGUUGCAUUAAUGGGGUGUGGGCUCAUGGGUGAAGUAAUCGGUCUCAGUGCCCUUGUUGCGUCUUUCAUUUUGGGCUUGGUCAUACCAGAUGGACCACCCUUAGGAGCAGCAUUGGUAGAGAGGCUCGAUUGCUUUGUUUCUGUGCUUCUUAUGCCGAUCUUUUUCACUACCUGUGGAUUAAAUACAGAUGUUUUUGCCAUACAGAAGUUGAUGAAUGCGGGUGUGAUUCUGUUGGUUGUUUUUGUUUCUUUCGUUGGGAAGAUCAUAGGAACAAUAUUACCCCCGCUCUUCUGCAGGAUGCCAUUCCGAGAUGCCCUCUCUCUUGCCCUUAUCAUGAACUCCAAAGGCAUUCUCGAACUUGCCAUGCUGACUAAUUGGAAGAAAGACAAGGUCAUGAACGAAGAAUGCUUUGCCAUUAUGAUUAUCUCUGUGGUGGUUGUAACAGGAGUUAUCUCACCCCUGGUAAAAGCCCUGUAUGACCCUUCAAAGAGGUUUAUUGCUUACAAAAGGAGGACUGUCCAACACAGCAAACGCGGUGAAGAACUCUGCAUACUGGCUUGUAUCCACAGCCAAGACAAUGUCAAAACCAUCAUCAGCCUCCUUAAUGCUACCAAUCCCACCACAGAUAGCCCCAUGAAUCUAUUCGUUCUCCACCUUGUUAAGCUGAUGGGCCGUUCCUCCUCUUUACUUGUUGCCCACCGGCCGCGUGAAAAGCCCUCUUUAUACCCUACACAAUCUGAACAAAUCUUCAAUUCCUUCCGGAAGUUUGAAGAAAGAAGUAGGGGUGCUGUCAUGGUGCAUUGCUUUAAAGGCGUUUCACCUUAUGCAACAAUGCACAAUGAUGUGUGCUCCCUUGCUCUAGAAAAGAGAACAUGCAUUGUAAUCAUCCCUUUCCACAGGCAACGGAUCAAUGGGGAAAGGAUAGAAGCACCCUAUGUUUUUAGGCACCUGAACAAGAAUGUGCUUGAGAAAGCUCCUUGCUCUGUUGCUAUCCUCAUUGACCGUGGGAACUGGAAAAAGGGUCGCUCUGCAAUGGCAGAACCUUCUUCUUAUCAGGUGGCUGUGCUCUUCUUUGGGGGUGCAGAUGAUCGAGAAGCAGUAGCAUUGGCAGGACGAAUGUCGGAGCACCCUAAUGUAAAUCUCACUCUUAUCCGAUUCUCUUCCUUGAACGAAAUAGUAGGGGGUACAGACAGGAGCAAGAUGCUUGAUGCUGAAACCUUAGGUGAAUUCAGGCUCAACACCCUGCACAAUGAGCAAGUUUCCUACCAAGAAGAGGUGGUGACAGACAUAGCGAGUGUGCUUGCUGUAACUAGACCAAUGGAGAAUACUUGCGACCUUGUUAUGGUUGGGAGAAGCCAUGGCCAGUCACAAUUUAUGUCUGAGCUCACAAAAUACAGUGAACACAGAGAGUUGGGGACCGUAGGAGAAGUACUAGUUACCACAUAUUCCAAAGGCAGCAAGGCUUCAGUUUUGGUCGUGCAACAACAGACCAGAAUAUGGGGAUUGCUAAACCCAGAGGAGUCAUUACACCUGAGAAGAGUAAACUUAUAGGGAUUUUCUGGAUUAUGACAAUCCCAAAAAGAAUAUGUAAAGACUUUAGUUUCAUUAUCAAAACUGCAACUAUCACCUUCAAAUUAUGUGAAA
Messenger RNA from Vitis vinifera (wine grape), 2431 nucleotides. RefSeq names its product cation/H(+) antiporter 15. Bases 170 to 2338 code for a protein of 722 amino acids. Gene Ontology annotation, molecular function: antiporter activity. The transcript is spliced from 3 exons. The record is from RefSeq and is a predicted model, not a curated record. Gene Ontology annotation, biological process: regulation of pH; proton transmembrane transport. Gene Ontology annotation, cellular component: membrane; endomembrane system. NCBI's taxonomy places the organism in Eukaryota, Viridiplantae, Streptophyta, Magnoliopsida, Vitales, Vitaceae.